Molecule: messenger RNA, 1979 nt
Organism: Solanum stenotomum
Lineage: Eukaryota; Viridiplantae; Streptophyta; Magnoliopsida; Solanales; Solanaceae
Product: ethylene-responsive transcription factor CRF4-like
Exons: 1
Coding region: 539-1663 (374 amino acids)
Biological process (GO): regulation of DNA-templated transcription
Molecular function (GO): DNA binding; DNA-binding transcription factor activity
Source: RefSeq, a predicted model, not a curated record
UAGUCUCACGGACUUGAAGAAACACAACUCUGUCUCUCCACAAACUCAACUUUCUCUUUCAUUCAUCACACAAAGAACAACACUUCAUCACUAGCAAGUAUUUCUUGAGAAACAUAGGAUUACGAGUUUUUGAUUCCUUCUCUUUUUUUAGACCAUAUGGUAUUUCCCUUUAUUGUCCACUCAACCUUUUUAAGCCUCACGCUUACACUAAAUCCUUUUUAGCCCUUCUUUCUUUCUUGUUUCCUUUGAGGUUCACUUUGUUAAAAGGGUUUUGCUUUGUUAUCACCUUCAAAACUUUGUGCUCCGUUUCUGUGUAGCUUGUGGUGCUGGUUUACUUUCUUCUUUUCUUUUUGCCCCCUUUAACACUAUAUAUUCCAUCUUUUAACGAAACUUGCUCCUCUUUUUGUCAGAUGUCUUUGGUUCUCUCCUUAUGUUUCAAGCUUCUCUUUGACUAUUCCUUUCCUUUUUAAUCCCUUCGUGCCACUCUCAAAACAAUCUCAUCCUUAUUUUCAUUUCAGCAACCACACUUCUCCAAAAAAUGGAUCAUCACAAUAUGCUUUGUCCAAUCAAAUAUACCGAACACAAGAGAACAAUCAGAAAAGUUACUAAUAUAAAGCCGCCUAAGAAGGUAGCGGAUGUCCGGAAAUCCUCGGAGUAUAAUCCUACUAUUCCGAGGACUGUACGGAUAUCUGUUACUGAUCCAGAUGCAACUGACUCUUCAAGUGAUGAAGAAGAGCUUUUUGGGCGGAAACGUGUGAAAAGAUACAUUAGUGAAAUCAGUAUUGAGACGCAAUCAAUUAAUGAUGUUAAAACUGUGAGUACUAGUAAUGGCAAGAAACGAGUAGCUGAAGCUUUGCAAGCGAAGCAGAAGGCGUUGAAAGGGAAGGAAGUGGUGCAGCUACCGGCUGAUGGAACUGUUAGGAAGUUCAGGGGUGUGCGUCAACGGCCGUGGGGGAAAUGGGCUGCUGAAAUCAGAGACCCAGCGCGUCGCGUUAGGCUCUGGUUAGGUACUUAUGAUACUGCUGAAGAAGCUGCUAUGGUUUAUGACAAUGCAGCUAUUAAGCUCCGUGGACCAGAUGCUUUAACAAAUUUCAUUACUCCUCCAAUGAAGGAGAAUCCGGAAGUCAAUGUGGCUUCGAAUUCGGGCUAUGAAUCUGGUGAUGAAUCACACAAUCUUUCUUCUCCCACCUCUGUUUUGCGGUUCAGAACUAGUCAAUCCAGUGAAGAAGCAGAGGUGUCCGAACCAAUUCUCGAAGAAACAAAAGUGGAAAUGGAUGUUUCAGAAGAAAAUUGCACAAUAUUGGUGGAACAACCAAACAGUGAGCAAAACGUCGAACACCUUGAGUGCCAGGGCGAGACACUUACAAUCACACCAGACUAUUCAAAUGAGUACUUACCCACAGACGUUUCCUUCUUAGACGAUUUUUUCAACUUUGCAGAUGCAGAACAAACACUAUUUAACGACACAACAAGUUUCGCCAAUGAUGAUUUGUUGACGCCAUCCAAAUACGUACCGUCUUGGGAUUUCACCAAUGACUUUGUAUUAGACCCUGAGAUUUGCAAAUUUGAUGAUUCAUUUCUAGACUUGGGUGCAUUAGAAGUGGAUAAUUAUUUCAAAGACAUUGGAGAUUUUUCCAGUGUUGAUGUUCUAAUGGCAUUAUAAUUUAUCCUCUCAAAACUACCACACAUUGUCUCCAGAUUGCCAGAGCUAUUGGCAAAUUUUGUCUACCGGCGACAAUGAGAAAUCGACUAGUAUAUUAGAGUUGUUUGUUUUAGAUUCUCCGUUUAAGUUAACGGAGUGAAAUAGUAGAUUGUUAUUUUGUUAAUGUUUUGAUAAUAAGUAGUGAGGCCCCCUCCUUCUGCAGUGUUUCAAUGUAGUAGUAAUGCUUUACCUGGACUAAAUGAGAUGCAUAAUUUUUACUGAAAUUUGUGUUGCUCUGGCUUUCGAUGUGAAUUUAAUUUUCAGAAUCUAGUGUUUU